Molecule: messenger RNA, 1134 nt
Organism: Cylindrotheca closterium
Lineage: Eukaryota; Bacillariophyta; Bacillariophyceae; Bacillariales; Bacillariaceae
Source: the annotation of a GenBank genome assembly
AUGAAAGUAGUUGUCAUUGGAGGUGGCAUUGCCGGUCUUUCCACCUGCAAACAUUUGCGCAAACUGGAUAAAAAUGUGGAAAUCAUUUUGGUGGAACCCAAGGAGUAUUUGGAAGUCCAUUGGUGCGGUGUCCGAUCCUUGUUUGACGGAGAAAUGGCCCAAAAAAGUACUUUCAGUAUCAACAAAUGGGCCAUUUCCAAAUCCGUGGUGCACGUCCAAGAUUGGGUGACCCAGCUCACCGAUACCGAAGUUCUCAUCAGUGAUGGUCAAUACAUUGAAUUCACCUUGUGUGUCAUAUGCACUGGAAGUGUCACACCCUUUGCGGGAUUCUCCAAAGGACCUCCCAAUCCCAAUGGUCGUGGACAAGGUCGGUUGAGACAUAGAUUGGGUCAGAUGCAACAUUGGGGACGUCGAUUGCUCGAUUGUGGAAGCGUCGCGAUCAUUGGGGGUGGAUUGAUUGGCGUGGAAAUGGCGGGUGAUUUGGCCUUUUACAGCAAAAAGCAGGGACGGCCUUUGCAGAUUGCGCUCAUUCACAAUGAAGAAUUUCUAAUUCCGGAAUUUACCCCCAGUGCCGGAGACAUGGUCUUGGAGAAACUGACUGAGAUGGGGGUGGAAGUCAUUCUGGAUGAAGAAGCAAUUGAACAAGAAGAUGGAAACGUUCGCUUAUCCAAAUCGGGCGACUACUUGCAGGUCAAUGAGGUCAUCUGGGCCACAGGCAUCAGACCUUGCAAUCAUUUCAUGAACCGGGCUCACUUGACAGCAGAUGGUUGGAUCAAAGUGGACGAAUAUUUCCAAGUGGAAGGUGCGGAAGGAAGACUCUUUGCCAUGGGAGACUGUUGCGAUUUAUUGCCCAAUACUGGUAAUCAAGCCAUGGAAGCCAGUUAUAUUCUCGCCAAGAACCUUAAGCGAACCUUGGAUGCCAUUGAACGCAGAGAAGAACAACAUGUUGUCCUCAAAAAGGCACAAGUCUCAACCGAAAUCUAUGUCGCUACCAUUGGUAAGACGGACGGAGUGGCCAUGACACCCAUGCUGGCGACGCAAUUUGGUUUGCCAUGGGCCAAAAAUUCAACCAUGUUUCUAUGGAAAGUUAAGAAACAACUUGGUCUCCAAAAGGCAAACAAAUUGGGCGGCUAG